Molecule: messenger RNA, 2826 nt
Organism: Puntigrus tetrazona (Sumatra barb)
Lineage: Eukaryota; Metazoa; Chordata; Actinopteri; Cypriniformes; Cyprinidae
Gene: ppp2r2cb
Product: protein phosphatase 2, regulatory subunit B, gamma b
Exons: 10
Coding region: 453-1805 (450 amino acids)
Biological process (GO): peptidyl-serine dephosphorylation
Cellular component (GO): cytosol; protein phosphatase type 2A complex
Molecular function (GO): protein phosphatase regulator activity; protein binding
Source: RefSeq, a predicted model, not a curated record
GGAGUCUAUGCAGCAGAACAGACAGAGCGUUACCCCUCCCUCAUUCUUUCGCACAAACAUCAGUAUGCCUACGCACAAGUCCAGCUGUCAGGUGUUUACCUCUGAUUUCAGGAAAACCCAACAGGAAUGAAUUCUCCGGAAGAGUGUAGACGCAUCCCAGCUGAGCCAAGAGGUUCUGCUUUUUCUUCAGCGUUUUUCUGAGGAGUUUGUGUGAUCAGCCUCUUCGUGUGGACUUAUGACGCUUUGCAGCAGACCUUCAUGCUGAUGGCUGAAAAAUGGAUGGUGUGCUGCUCGUCCAUCAAACAAACACUCGCCUCCACAGACACCUUUUAUACAAACAAACGCAGCAAUGGAACUGAAUGAAUAUAUCAGCAACUGAACACCAUUGUUAGCACAGCAAUGUGACAGAAGGAUUGGUAGAGCUGCAGCCCCGCCCUUGGUUCCGUCCCAGAAUGCUGAGCCCGGUUCUCUGUUCCGAUCUCGCAGCCUUGGAGCCAGAGUACACCGAGGCUGAUGUCAUCUCUACGGUGGAGUUCAAUCAGACCGGAGAGUUUUUGGCCACGGGUGAUAAGGGUGGGAGGGUUGUCAUCUUUCAGAGAGAACCACAGGGCGAAUACAAUGUAUAUAGUACAUUUCAGAGUCAUGAGCCUGAGUUCGAUUACCUGAAGAGUUUGGAGAUUGAGGAGAAAAUCAACAAGAUUCGAUGGCUGCCUCCGCAUAAUCCCGCCCACUUCCUCCUCGCCACCAAUGACAAGACCAUAAAGCUGUGGAAGGUGAGUGAGAGAGACAAGCGAGCAGAAGGCUACAAUCUGAGAGAUGAAGAGGGCAGACUGAAGGACCUCUCAACGAUCACCACUCUGCAGGUCCCCGUCCUGCGGCCGAUGGAUCUGCUGGUGGAGGCGUCCCCCCGGCGUGUUUUUGCUAACGCUCACGCCUAUCACAUCAACUCCAUCAGCGUCAACAGCGACUGCGAGACGUACCUGUCCGCCGACGACCUGAGGAUCAACCUGUGGCAUCUCAACAUCACUGACCGCAGCUUCAAUAUCGUCGAUCUGAAGCCUGAAAACAUGGAGGACCUGAGUGAGGUGAUCACGGUGGCCGAGUUUCACCCUCACCACUGCCACCUGCUGGCCUUCAGCAGCAGCACGGGAACCACGCGCCUCUGCGACAUGAGAGCCCGGGCCCUCUGUGACCAACACGCCAAACUGUUUGAAGAAGCAGUGGAUCCUUCCCGCCGCUCGUUCUUCUCAGAGAUCGUGUCCUCGGUGUCGGAUGUGAAGUUCAGUCACAGCGGCCGCUACCUGCUCACCAGAGAUUACCUCACCGUUAAAGUCUGGGACCUCAACAUGGAAAAUAAACCAGUGGAAACGUACCAGGUCCACGACUACUUGCGAACCAAACUGUGCUCUUUGUACGAAAGCGAUUGUAUUUUUGACAAGUUCGAAUGUGCCUGGAACGGAACGGACAGCGUGAUCAUGACAGGCGCCUACAACAACUACUUCCGGAUGUUCGACCGGGCGAGCCGGCGCGACGUGACUCUGGAGGCCAGCCGGGAGGUGUGCAAGCGGCGGGCCGUCCUGCAGCCCAGGCGGGUGUGCGUGGGCAAGAAGCGCAAAGAGACGGACGUCAGCGUCGACAGCCUGGACUUCAGGAAGAAAAUCCUCCACACCGCCUGGCAUCCCAAAGAAAACAUCAUCGCCAUCGCAGCCAGCAACAACCUGUACAUCUUUCAGGACAGACUGACGCCCAACGGACAUCACAACACGCCCGAAAUACAGAGCGCGCCUCCCAAGACCCAAUACUAAACUCGUCUCGUUUCUCGCCACCUUUAUGAUCACACACAACAGUCUCGUGAACUAUUAAGAAGACUGAACAAUGCGGGGGCCGUACGGCUCCGGAUGAGAAUGUAUCGCAUGGCAUGCAGUAUGGGGUUGGAUCAUGUUUACUUACCCCGAACCCAUUCGGAUCGCACAUGCAUGUUUACAAAGCUGCUGAAACAGGGCUUAUUUUAUCAGUGACGAUUGUAAACGAAUCAGAUGCUUCGUAACGCUCUGCAGUUGCUUGUGUAGAAUUAAGUGUCCGUUCGUUCUUCUCAGGCUCCAGUUUUCUUUGGUUCGACAAACCGCUCAGGGACUCUCUAAGGCCUCUUCUUAUGUUCGGCGGCAAAAACGCGGCGAAACGAAAUCCAGAACAAGCAUGGGACAGGAAUGCGGGAUUUACGGAGGUCUGCUGAGAGACGCCGCUGGAAGGAAAGCAGCACGCGCAGCUCGACGUGUAAAGAGCAUCCGCAGGCGCUUGCUAGCUAGUGCACUGGUUUGACCAUUUUCUCUUGUGUUAAAGUAGAUCAGCCAAAAGUGGAAAAAGAACCUCCCACCCUCGUGUCGUUGUGAAUUUAUUGGGAGAAAGAGAGAAGCUUAGCAGAAUGUUCAUGCUGCUCUUUUCCGCACAACGUAAACAUUCAGUAUGGAACGGUGACGAAACCGGGCAAGGUGCAAUGAUGUUAAACCUGAUAUUUACAAGUGAAAAAUUUGAUUUUAACGCUGUAGUUGGAGAACUUUUGUGGAGAAAUUUACGUUGUAGUCGCAGAUCCUUCUUCCAUAUCGUAAUGUACGUUGAAACGAAUGAUCGAAUAGUCGAACUAAAUAUAGGGCGAGAAUUGUUUCUGUGCGCAUCGCAAGUGAUUCAAAUACACAAAAAAAAUUGGUAACUUACAAUUUUUAUAUAUAUCUAAACAUGAUGGUAAAUGCAUGCACAAGCAUGUCUGUAUUCAGUAUAUUUCAUAUAUAUAUAUAUAUAUAUAUAUAUAUAUAUAUAUAUAUAUAUAUA